Rhipicephalus microplus (southern cattle tick) is the source of this 2924-nucleotide messenger RNA. RefSeq lists its product as uncharacterized. Gene Ontology annotation, cellular component: plasma membrane. Lineage: Eukaryota; Metazoa; Arthropoda; Arachnida; Ixodida; Ixodidae. The record is from RefSeq and is a predicted model, not a curated record. Gene Ontology annotation, molecular function: protein binding.
GUCGCCGCUUGGAUCACUUGGCGCGCGGAUGCGGAUCGAGCAGACGACGCGCCUUCAAGCAUCGAGCAGACGACGCGCGCGACGCACCAGUCUUCUUUAAUAGUUAUCUACCCUUUCGGCUCUAUUCGCACGUCUCCUUCGACUGGACUUUGGCCAACGCUGUCAGCCUUAACGCUCCCUGUUUCUCUAGUCGUGAGAAGGAACCUCCCCUGUCGCGACAGUAGUGUUUUGUCUCGCAACGAAAUCACCUUCUCGUGUGUCGUUCGUCUCGUGGGUACGCUGCGUUUUGCGAGAGUGUGCGUGGACAUUACUGGAGAUUCAUCUUCGAUCUUCUGUGAGUGCAUCCAUCCUACACCUGUCAAGCCCACCAAGAAACUUUUCUUGGCUUCUCCGUUCAACUUUACUGUCAUGUAUUCGCAGAUUUCACUACUGGCCGCUGCCUGUUUAACGGCCUUCAGCGCUUACGCCGUUCCCGAUGAGCUAGUGCCUGAUCUGUGCAACUUUAUAGACCAACCCAUGUACUGCCGUUGUGACACAGCCGACCUCACGGAGGAAGUGACCGACGUUACUUGCUACGUGGUCCGCAAACUACAACCUGAUCAUAUCGUCUUCGAUUCUCUUAAACGGCAGCCAACCAUUACCGCAUUAGCUUUCAAUGCUUUCGGGGGCGACUACAGGCUGGAAUUCGUCCCAACACAAGCGCUGCGCCACUUGCGGAACCUAGAGCGGCUCAAGGUCUCUCAGGCGAAGCUCGGGGACCUCAAGACGCACUCUUUCCACAACCUAUCGCGCCUCGUCGUCCUAUCACUGGACUCAAACGAGAUCACCAGCUUAGACACCACAUCUAUUGUGGACCUUCCACGCCUCAAGAAGCUCGAGCUCGCAGACAACAAGCUGAGAAGGUUGCGGGCCGGCUCUCUCAAGAACCUGCCUGCCCUAACGCAGCUGUUCCUCGAGCGCAACCAGCUGGAACUGGUGGACGACGGCGCGUUCGAAGACCUGCGUGCCCUUCGCGAGCUGGAGCUGAGUGACAACGCGAUCCAGAAGCUUAGCGAGCAAAGCUUCCGGGGUCUGGAGCGCGUAGCGAGGCUCGACCUUUUCCGCAACAAGCUGACGCGCCUCGAGGCCCGCGCGUUCAGCGCCAUGCCCCAGUUGGCUGAGCUGGACCUCAAGUACAACGAGCUGUCCGAGGUCGACCCGCUGGCCUUCGAAGGGCUGCCGCAACUGACGGUGCUCUACAUGUCGUACAACCGACUGCGUGUACUGCCUGCGCAUAUGUUCCGGGGAGCUCCCAACCUGGUGUCCGUGGACCUGUCCCAGAACCAGCUGCUCACGCUUACCUGGAGGACGGUACAGGACCUGGCGAAGAUUGACGCCGAGUCCUUCGACAUGAGCCUCACCGGCAACAAGUUCAGCUGCGACUGUCGGCUGUCAUGGAUACUGCACCUGGUGAACGCCACCCGCAACGCGAAAUUCCGUCGCGAACUGCGCCACAUCAAAUGCGAGUUCGAGAAUGGCGCUGCCGCGCCAGCCAACGUUACUGCCAACAACAAGGUGGUCCGAUUAAGCCUCAAGCAGCUGGGGUGCGCGGAGGACUACGAGAGACCGGCCGUGGGACACGAGGGAACGACUGUGCCGCCUGUGCGUCAUCCUAACGUCGACGACGACGAUGACGCUGACGCGACCGGCGGUCUGGGCCACUCUGACGAAUUUUCGUCCGAUACCCGUCCCGACCAACAUGCAAUUCGGGACGAGGUCUCGUCAAUAACUAACGACGUUGAGGUUAUUCUUAACCAGCGUAAAUCGGUUGAGAACGACUCAUCGGUGUCUUCGACGAGAAGCAAAAGCAUCGUCGGUUCAGCAAGCGACUGCCACCUGGCGGAGUCUACGCUCGUGUCGUGCUUUCUCGUAUUGUGCGUGUUAGCCAACGACUGCUACAGGUGAUUAGAAUUUUAGUGUGUAACUUUAAACAGUCAGCUAUAUUUUUUUUCAGCCGCGUGCUUUGCAGCCCUUAAAGACUCAUUUUUUGACAGUAUCGAAGCUGUCUGAAAAAAAAGAAAAAAAAAGAGCGACAUGGAGUCAUGGGAUGCCAACUGCAAUCUUGGUAAAGUUUUUUUUUUUUCGCAGGUGUCGAGAUUGUGCACAAGUGGGAGAAGAAAAAAAAAAGCUUGAACUAUGUAACGCGCGGCAUUCUGCCAUGCGGACUUCUUUUCACAGAAUAGUUGAAGCAUCUUGCAUCGGCUUGGACCCUUAGAAGCUUGUAUCCAUUCAUUUAUAUUACCCUCUACCCCACCCUGCAUAUUGUAGUUCUGCAUCAAAACAAGCGACGUGGUAUACAGUCCAAACUCUCAUUUGAGUAUCCAGAAAAAAUGUUCUGUGCGAUGAAAAUCCACGUUAAAGAACACUCCACGUUGCUAGCCCAUGCCGACGUGAAGAUGCGUUAGCGUUGCACACCGGUUCUUAGCAGUAUGACGUCAUCGCUAUAGCAUGGCGUUUUCUCCCCGUAGUAUUUUUCGCAGGGAAGUAGCUUAAGCUUGUACUACCGUCUCGUCGAACCUCGAACACUACUUGCGCAUCCGCAAAAAAGACUGUGUUCAGUGUUGCGCAGAAGGACGCAAAUGACUGUUCCCUAGUGUUCCUAUAGUUACACCGUUGAACCCAGUAUACUCAUGCCGUGUUAUAAUGUGCAGCAGUUGGAAGUCCUCGCUGAAGUCCCCACUAGCUGCGAAACGUUACUUCCCACCCACAGAACUAGAGGAAGUAAUAUACACUUCAUGUGCCCUCACUGUUACGUAUACCUGCCUUCCGCACAGCGAGCAUCGCCCACCGCCGCUGCUCUAAAUAGGGCAACCGAUCGUUGUGUAUGUAGUUCAUCCCCAGAAAGGCAAUUCUCGCAUGUCAAUAAAGUUCGUAAGACUGAACAU